ACUAUGGUGAGAAAAUUUUACAUUUCUGCUGUGCCAAUUCGUAACUUUUUACUGCUGGAAAUUUUUGACAGUUGCUUUGAUGCACAAGAAGACUAUCGAGUUUGCUAUUUAUAAAAUGCAGCAAUUAUAUAGAAAAUAUUUGCCUUUGAUGAUUUCAAUUCUUCUGGAACUGAAAUCCAUGCAUUUAUUAGGCCUUUUAGCAGUAAUAUUAGAAAUAAAAACACGUCAAAACCGUCUGGGUAUUAUGUACAUGCAACAAGACGUUUAUUCCAAAAUACUAAGCAGCAUUAUGAACGGCGAUAGCAAGACUACAAAAAUGUAUCUUAGGUUGUCCUCUGCUUCGUUUCGAAAAAUUGUAACUCACAUUCCCAAAAAGCGCCACGGAUGGUCAGUGGACCUUCGUUGCUGUUGGCGUUCUUUUAACUGAACCAAACAUCCUUGUCAAUGCGCUUUUCCAGAAGGAUUCUGCGUUCUGUAGCCCGUUUCUGUAACUUUUCUCUACCGAUUAUUUCUCUACUGGUAGAGAAAAUCCGUCACUCUCACCUACUAAUUAGCAGUAGAGAACAGGGCGGCGAAUUCAUAUCUCAAUUCGCCUUGGUAGAGAAUUGUUACAGAAACGAGCUAC
This is a messenger RNA of Rhagoletis pomonella (apple maggot), 625 nucleotides long. RefSeq lists its product as uncharacterized. The record is from RefSeq and is a predicted model, not a curated record. NCBI's taxonomy places the organism in Eukaryota, Metazoa, Arthropoda, Insecta, Diptera, Tephritidae. Bases 80 to 427 code for a protein of 115 amino acids. The transcript is spliced from 3 exons.